AUGGGCUUUGCUGCUGAUGUGGCAGAGUAUGGACGUGAGCAUGGCAUUACGAACUUUAUGGAAGCAUGGGAUAGGUUCCACGACCCUCCCCCUGAUUGGGAUCCCUGGGAUCCGGAUCGCCGUCGCAGCAGCCGGAGCAGGAGCAGAGAACGGCAGAGAGAACGAGAAAGAGAAAGGCAGAGACAGGAGAUCGAACUAGAAAGAUGGCAGAGAGAAGCGGAGAAGCUUGCUGCAGUGGUGAGGCAGUGCAUCGCAAGAAGUAAAACCAAAAUGAAAUUCCUUGCAGCCUGUGAGGUUAUUGCCGUGGAGGAUCCCCUGGCCGUUGCCGAAAGUGGGGAAGAAGUGGUUGAGACCAUUUAUGACCGCCUGGAUGCAGAGGCUAGGAGACGGGGUACAUCAAGUGAUGAACUGGUUCAAGAAAGAUUGGCAGGAAGGGAGUUCACUGGUUUCUUUGGGCCAAAGUCAGCUCAUUGA
Molecule: messenger RNA, 474 nt
Organism: Durusdinium trenchii
Lineage: Eukaryota; Dinophyceae; Suessiales; Symbiodiniaceae
Source: the annotation of a GenBank genome assembly